This is a messenger RNA of Apis dorsata (giant honeybee), 3672 nucleotides long. RefSeq names its product alpha-1D adrenergic receptor (gene 5-HT2A). Gene Ontology annotation, molecular function: serotonin binding; neurotransmitter receptor activity; G protein-coupled serotonin receptor activity. Bases 271 to 2217 code for a protein of 648 amino acids. The transcript is spliced from 7 exons. The record is from RefSeq and is a predicted model, not a curated record. Lineage: Eukaryota; Metazoa; Arthropoda; Insecta; Hymenoptera; Apidae. Gene Ontology annotation, cellular component: membrane; dendrite. Gene Ontology annotation, biological process: serotonin receptor signaling pathway; G protein-coupled receptor signaling pathway, coupled to cyclic nucleotide second messenger; adenylate cyclase-activating adrenergic receptor signaling pathway.
UGUGACGGAUGUGCGAAACUGUGUCGAGGUUUCCGUUUCAAACGCGAAUUCCUAGAAGGUAAUUAUGCGGAAUAGAAGACAAAGUGGGGUGUCGCGAGUGAAUAGGGUGACUAGGCGUUGCUCUUUCGUGGACAAGGUGCCCUAGGGUUCCCUAGACAUGGCUCGGUGUCUGUCGUGAGUCGUGAUCCGCAAAGUGACAAAGUUUGGGACAAAUCCAACGGAUUCGUUGGAACACCGGCCAGAUCCCUGUCGAUACGAUUUGUCCACGACAUGGAGGGGGAUCUGAUCACCUCUUGGACCGGCAACCUGACCGCGAUGUUGCACCACCUGCCCUGUAACGACAGCUUCCUCGGAUGCGUGGAGGAGUGUGGAUUCGCCUCGUCGGGAUUCGACCACGUGUGCACGGUCGAGAAGGGAACCUUGGCUUCGUCGAUGACUCUGCUCUGCAGGCCCUGCGAUUACUCCAACUGCGACGUGAACGUGUCCCUGGUCCUCAGCGGACUCGAGAGCAUAGAGGGCGUUUUCCUGUCGAGGUUGUCGAGGUUCAACGAGUGCAACGAGACCGAUUUUGGCGAUCAGAUUUUGGAGUGCACGGCGACGGAGAACGCGACGACGGAAGACCUGACCGUCUCUUGUUCGCACAGGACGAAGUUGAGCUCGGCUGGGAGCAGAGGCCGACGUCUCGACUGGAACUUUCUCUUCGUCGCUGUGUUUAUCGUGGCGGGUGGCCUGGGGAACAUACUCGUCUGCCUCGCAGUGGGGCUCGACAAAAGGCUGCACAACGUCACCAAUUACUUCCUUUUGUCUCUCGCGGUGGCCGAUUUACUCGUCAGCCUGUUCGUCAUGCCUCUAGGCGCGAUCCCUGGCUUCUUGGGAUACUGGCCAUUCGGAGUGGUGUGGUGUAACGUGUACGUGACGUGCGAUGUGCUGGCCUGUUCCGCGAGCAUAAUGCACAUGUGCUUCAUCUCGUUGGGCCGGUAUCUCGGCAUCCGGAAUCCUUUGCGGACGAGGCACACGUCCACCAAACGGAUGGUCGGCUUCAAGAUAGCGGCUGUGUGGUUGCUCGCCAUGUUGGUCUCCAGCUCGAUCACGGUUCUGGGCAUAAUAAAUCCUCUGAAUAUUAUGCCACGGCCGGGAGCAUGCGUGAUCAACAACAGAGCGUUUUUCGUGUUCGGCUCUCUGAUCGCCUUCUACAUACCCAUGAUCGUCAUGGUAGCCACUUACAUUCUGACGGUGCAGCUGCUCAGGCAAAAAGCUCGUUUCAUCGCGGAACAUCCCGAACGAGAUCAGUUUCGAAGGCUGGGAGGCAGAUACUUCUCGACCAAGGCCUCUUCCACCGCCACUUCGACCGUGGAAACCGCCACCCCUUCGUCAUCGCGGUACACGUGGAGGACUUCCGGCGGUGUCGGAAGCGACAGUUUAACCAAAUUAAACGCGGAGGCUCUGUACCGUCGCAAACAUAACAGGUGCAGGGGGGCAAGGUCGGCCGCAAAGUCUCAACCGCAGUUGAAUUUCGCCGUGAACGGGGCGAGUAACCCGGCCGGAAGCGGAACGACGAGACUGGCGACGAAAGUGGAUCAAGCGACCCAAACGCCUGAGAAUAUCGCCCGUGAAACAAGGAAUUUCACUCUGAAGGCUUUGAAGCUCCAAUUAAACGUCACUCCGAACACCCUGAAUCUCAGGUUUCUCCCCGGUAGAACGAAGAGGAGAUCGUUGGCCGCGAACGCCGUUGCAACGGAGCAGAAAGCCAGCAAGGUGUUGGGCCUGGUUUUCUUCAUGUUCGUGCUCUGCUGGGCCCCGUUCUUUCUCUUGAACAUAUUCUUCGCCGCGUGUCCCGAGUGCUCGGUGCCUGUACACGUGGUCAACGUAUGCCUGUGGCUCGGCUACGUGUCCUCCACGAUCAAUCCGGUCAUCUACACCAUCUUCAAUAGAACGUUCAGGGCUGCGUUCAUCAGAUUGUUGAAGUGCAAGUGUUCCAGGUCAGCAAGGCCGAGACAUCGUUCGGUGACGGAAAGUGGACGAAACGCGAUGAGCCUGUGCACCCCGACCGCGCUGCCAUUGGUCAUUAGUCUUCAGGGUACGCCGUUGUUGACGCCAACACCGAAUCCGACGGCCACGCCUGCCUCGGCAACCUCCUACGUGACGAUGAUGCAUCGCACGCCAACCUCCCUUUACCGUGACGCUUUUCAUCAACAGGAGCACGAUCAGAAUUGUUGAGGAGAACAAAAGUGUCCCUCCUCCCGGGGAUGCGAGAUCGAUCACGGGUGGAACGCUCCACGAUUCCUCGUAUCGAGGGGAUUUCUGUUCCUUUUUUUCUUCUUUUUUUUUUCCAUCUUUGUGAAAAAAUUAUCGAUGGAUUUCGUUAUGCGAAUUCUGAUUCGAGAAAUCGGGGAAGUAUGUACAAAAGUUUUCCAACUAGAAAUUAUUAUUCCCCCUUAUUUACGCGAGAAGAGAUGAAAUGAAAUUAAAAAUCCUUCGAAUAUAUGGAUAUAUAUAUGGAAUAUGGAUGCGUAAUGGAGAGAAAUCGAGUAACUCGAGAGAAUGUUUGACAUUGAUCUAAAAAUACCUGCCGCACAAUUUUUGCCUCUGUGUCUUUUCAUGCUCAAUCGUGGUAGAGGAAGAACAGCAAAGAAUCCCGAGAAGAAAUAUAUAUAUAUAUAUAUAAAUAUGUAAAUGUGAUAAAACAUUUUGUAUUGUCGUUUACUUUCUUCUGGAUAUUUUCCAGACGAUGCAAAGAUCGUUGAUCCAAGUGUUUCAUCGAACCAAAGAUUAUUCAUAAGUGGAAACGUACCUUUUAGAGAGAAGUGGAGUAACGAAUUAGAAGUAAAAAAUUGCAUGGAAUAAAGAAUAGCGCGUCGAUUCCAUCGUAAUGAUCGCGCGGACGAUCAUUUUUCAUCGAUCUUGUAUCUCUUCUUCUUUUUUUUUUUUUUCUUUUUUCUCCGAUACGUGUCGAUUAAAACGCACUAUCGUCUGUGAUACCGAUGGAAAAAAUAUUUCUUCGUUCCACCGCGGAUAUCGAGAUUAUUCCGUUCAGUAGAAGAGAGAUUCGAUAAAUAAAACAAUCAAGAAGAAAUUAAAUAAUAAAGAAUAGAAUCUUAUUUACCUAUAGAAUUUUCUCGAUUUUAAAUCCAUCGAUCGACGAAAUUCCCACACUUUCCAGCCAGGAAGAAAGAAAAAAAAAAAAAAAUGUCAUUCCUACUUUACCUUCAUUUGUACUAACUUUUAUUUGACAAAUAAAAAGUAUCCAUUACAAAUAAUUGUAAACUGUAUAUCUUAUAUAAUACACACAUCGUGAUACGAGCGAGAUUACGAUUCUCUCUCUCUCUUUCUCUCUUACCCAUUCUCUCAUGCAUACAUUUUUCAUCUUAAUUGUACACGCACACCACUUUCUCCCUCUCUUUCUCUCUCUCUCUCUCUCUUUCUGUCUCGAUUUUCUUUUUCUUCUUUUCCUCGGCCGAUUCACAAUUACUGGAACUUUCUUCCAUCUGUGUCUUCCCUCGACACGCGUUCGCACAAACAAACACACACAGAGACACACACGCUAAACACACCAAUUUCUCUCCCUCUCACGCAUUUCGUGUGUGUAUAUGUAUGUAUAUGUAUUUAUGUAUGUUUCUCUGUUUUGUUGCCUGUUUCUCGUGUGUUAUUCUUAUUACAUAAAUCGAUCUCGGA